GCAUGUUGUAAUCUAGUUGCAUAUGAAGUACAGCAGAGCCUUUCGUUUAUGUCUUUGCUCAUGACAUUCCUUUUUCAAAAAUGGUAUUCAACCAUGUCAAAUGAUUCAGUUGUGGUCGUGUAGUGAUUCUACAUGCCACGUCACUAUAUAAGUUUAUUGGCACAACUAUCAUAAUAGACUCCAUGUUUGUUGCAAGAUUUACUUACAAGUUAAUUGUACAUUUGAACUGAUAUUUCGUUUCUACAAAUUGUAAACUAUCGGAGAUUUAACCGACUCGGCUUGACCUGUGACUUACAAAGCUCCCAUCCUUAUCUUCCUUUAAAUUCUUUUCACUAUGGCGUCUGAAUUCAGCUCAGUAGUAGAGGGCACUGUUUGUGAAGAAGCCGACUGUGAAUCGAUUUCUGAUGUCACGUUCUAUGUGAAGGAGAAGAAGAAGCUCUGUCAUGACUGCGCCUUGAAAAAAGAAUGCAUCGGAAUAGCACGAAGAGGUGUAUCUAAUCUCUUCUGUGAGAAACAUGAGAAAGUAAUGGAUCUGUACUGUAAGACACAUGGCAAAGUUUUAUGUCUUUCUUGCGCUAUGAUAGAUCAUCAUGAAAAACUUUGUGUACGGCAAGACAUAGAGGACGCACUACGGGAAAACAAAGCAAAGCUCAACAUCCUUCAGAAAGCAAUGAUGGACAAAUUGGAGCUAUUACGAGUUUAUGGGAUUGAGAUUCAUCAGGGUAAACAUGUCCCAGACGAACAUUUGAAAACUAUUCAGAAUGAGGUUGAUUCCGAAAUCGAAGAGGAGAUCGAAAGAGACAGAGCCAAGGAAAAGGAAGAUGCUGAUAAAAUCGACGAGGAGAUUGAUGGGGAAAAUGAGCAGCAUCAAGAGGAGAUUCGAAAGCUCCAGAAUAAGAUUAACCAGAACAAUGCGAAGAGAGAGCAGCGACACAAUGACAAUCGUUUAAACGCAGAAAAGAGACGAAAACCGAUAAUUGAUAAACAGCGCAUUCUUCAGAAUGACAUUCAGAAGAUCGUUCAAGAGAUCGAUAGAAAGAUUGGAGAGCUUGAGAAAUCAUUGAAUGACGACACCAAAUCAGCUGAGAAAGCAAAAGAGACACUGGACAGAAUUCUUGAAGACGAUAAAACUAUUGUCAUAGAUGGACAUCGUGUGCAUGCAUCAGUGAGUGAGGAACUAAAGAAGCAACUGAAUGAGGGUGAGGUGAAAGAAAUAAAUCGUGCUGUAUCAUGUGUGAGGUUUGUGAGGGGUGUUGGGAGAGAGAAGUAUGAUGGAAGAAUUGAUGGGUAUGAUGGAGAGUGGAAGCUCAUUGAUAAAAUCAAUGUCAGAGAUAAAAUCAUGUCCCCUUGGAUUGUUGGAUGUAUAGAUGAAGAUAAGGUGAUAAUCACAGAAGCACUGAUUGGUGAAACACAUACCUACAUGUUAGAUUUGAACAGUAAAACCACACAGAGAGUGAUCAACGGUAGUGAUACAUCAUAUAUAAUCUCAUGUGCAGCGUUGAAUGAUGACAAGGUGGUAUGUGGUAGAUACAUCGAAGGUUGUACAGGAGACAGCCUACCUGGGUGCAUCAGUGUAUACGACAGGCAGUGGAAUCACAUCAAUGACGUCACAAUACCAAGCACGACGCGUAAUGAUACAUGGGUGCGCGUUGCAAUCGAUCAGGAUGGGAUGAUCAUAGCUGCUGAAGGGAGUCAGUCUAUGAUUUACGUCAUCAACCCAGCUAAUGAUGAGAUUGUCAGUACCAUCACGUGUAAAGAGAAGAUAGUAAUGCGUGAUGUGCUGUCAUCAGGUCACAUCAUCGCUCUACCCUCACUAUUAGAUCACAGAGCGCUCAUCCUUGAAAGAGAGGGUGAUCAUAGGGAAAUCCCCCACAGUGAUGUCAUCUUGAAUGUGUGUGUUGAUCGUAUGACAGAUGACCUCUACGUCGUGACAUCAGAUGAUGAGUACAAGACGUGUGUGAUUGAUCAGGUGAUGAGUGAGGGUGAUUUGAAGAAGAGAAGAGUAGCAUCAUUCCCUUUAUCAACCAGACUGGGGGAUAGAUUCAGUCAUCUUGUCCCAUCUCGAGUGAUGAUGACGUCAUCGGGGAAUAUGAUUGCAUGUGAUGGAGAUAAUAUUCUCAUAUUCAAAAAGCGAUUCAUCCUCUAGAUCCAGGACAGAUGAAUCAUCAUACUGAACAAGCAAAUGAUAUUGGGAAUAUUGUUACAUCCCACCAUUUCAUAUUUUCAAUUCAUAAAUUUGAAAAAAGUACUAGAAAAACGGACGAUUUUUAUUAUUCCCCUUGGUUGUGGUUAUGCUCCAUAACUUCAGAAACCUAUCAUCCUUCCCUUAUCAUUAUAUGAAGAUACUUUACACUAGAUUACUUUCUUUCAGUUGUUUGAGUGAACAUUGUUAUAUAUAUAUUGAGAGCAACUCUUUUAUACCCUAUUUCACCCUUUCUUGUUUCAAUGCGACCCUGCAUAAUAUUACAGUACAUAUAAAGCCAUAUUAAAACUUUAUCCUUAUAUCAUGUAGAUUGUAUUAGACGUGUGUAUAAUCAUUGCCAUUUUUGAAUCAGUUCUUUUUACUUCACAGAAAUAUUCAGCGUUUUGUUCUUAUUCAUCACUGAAAAUAUAUUUACACCAAGUGUUUUUACUCUGAUGCCGGCGUGUAAAUAGGUGAUCUAUUCUGGAACGAUUGUCUUUACUCUGGAACAUAUUUUAGCACUUCAAACUAACUUUAAUAUCAAAAUAAUUUCUCAUCGAUAUCACUAAAAUUCAGUUUUUAGAAUUUAUAAUUCACAUUAUAUACACUGUACACAUAUAAGCCUAAAGACUGAACCAGUUUAGAUUCAAACGGCCAUGGGCACUCAAAUUAUUUGAAAUCACAUGUGCACUGUAUACAGACUGAAUAUGUGGUUACGAGCGCAUGCAUAACAUUAUAAUCAAAUCAUGUUGCUUUUAUAUCAUGUGGCGAUUUUAUACGUCACAAAAUAAUAUGUCUCUAAUCACUGUCCUUGAAAUCAUACUUCUUGCAAAUGAUAUAUAUUUGUAUGUAUAGUGUAUAGACUGAAAUUGUGUACUUUUAAUGGAAAGAACCCGCAUAUACUGUCUUAAAUCAUAAUCGUUUUAUCGGUGCAAAUGGUCACUUUCGAUAUAUCUAAAUGCGCACUAUCUUGUAUAGGCCUACGUAAUGGUAUAAAAAGCUAAGUUAAUGGGCGCGUCGUGGUCUAGUGGUUCUGACUCUUGCCUUUUAAACAGGGGGUUGUUGGUUCGAAUCCUAUUCAUGGCGUGUAUUCCUUUAGCAAUAAUUAUGCCCACACUGUGCUGCACUCGAUCCAGGUAAAUGGGUACCUGGCAGUAUUAAUUCCUUGAAUACACUGAGCACCAGAGAUGGUAUAGCUUGAGCUAAGACCACGAAGGCCGGGGUAAAUGGCUUUGUAUCAUCAGGCAAAAAGUGCCACAUGUAUAUAAAUCCAGCUGAUAUCAUUAUUAAACCUUAUCAUUGUAUCAUGUAUACUCUACCACAUGUAUUAUAGCUAUGAUGACAAAAUCAAUCAGUUUUCGUUACUUGAGAUGAAUUUCCAUUAAUUGUUAUUCCUAUAGUUCCAUGUACAUGAAGUGUUUUGCUCUUCUGGAAGAAGAAGAAAAACUAUUCUAAAAAUUGACGGUUUUUUUUACUCUGAAUUGCAGUUUACUCUUUUCCGGACUCUUAUAUGAACAACAACAACAAAACUCUUAUUACCAUCAAUAAAACGCAUUCUUUUGUGGAACUUCGAGUUUGGAUAUUAUGUAAAUGUGUAUAUACAAUAUAGACUAAACCUGUGCCCACUUGACGGCCUUACGAGAACACACAAAUUAACUCAUGUCAUACCUGUACAUUGCUUUCAUUCGUUCUGAUUUGAUUGAGAAUAACGGUCACGUUUUCUGAAUCUAAAUGCGCAUUGCCUUCAGGAUAUAUAGUUCUUGUUUCUUUAUACGUUUUAGUUUCAAAUAUCAUAUGGAACUAUUUUGACAAACAAAGUAUAAUGAUGCAUAGCAACAUAGGAAACAGCCCCUUGAGUGAUGUCUAGCAUGACAUGUUAUAAUCCUUGACUGGAGCUGUUCACUGAAAUAUAGCAGAUAAUUCACCGGAUUUUACCGAGAGAGGGAGCUAUUAAGAUACAUUUUGGCAAAUUGCUCAUUGACCGUGAAUUCAUUGUUAUAAUGUAAUUGAUUUUUUUAUAGGUACAAUGCUUUGCUUUAAGUUACUCUAUCCAUAGGUGUUUCUGUCAGUGUAACUAAAGACUACCAAUUGAUUGCUUGUAUGUUUUCUUUUGUGAAAUACAUAUGAAUUCAUUUGCUUUCAUUUGAAAUUGUUCAAUUCCAAGGCUGAUAUAAUCUGCGGUAAAUAUGUUUCUUAAUACAUCUCAAGUUGUAUAACUGUUUUGCUUGCUUAGUUCAUAAACAUUUAAUUUUAAUUGUAUGAACGAUUGAAAAUAAAGAUUUAGUUGCAGGAAUUUGAUGAGCAUUACUAAAAAGGGGUCUUAAAUACUUUGUUUGUAAUCAUGGGUUAUGUUUGAUUCAUUUCUUAUGCCAAAUGAAAUCCUUUGUAUUAAUACUUUGUUUAUUCAAAGCUGAUUUUCUUUUUGAGAACCUCAAUGAACUUGGUUUGGAAACAAAAUGUUCAAUAUAUAGUCGAGGUGUGAGCGAGAGUUUGAAAAUCUGUUUGUUUCGUCACACGCAUAAUCCGACCAUCUUGUUGCUGUUUAUGGUAUUCUAUUUACUUAUUAACCGAGAGUUAAGAGAUCAUUUGCAUAUUAUCUGCUUUAACAAUAAGAAGAAAAAUCAUAUUGGCGUUUAUCGUACUUAUGCAAAGGUUUCUGUUUAAAUAAAAUUUCAUCACGCAUCAUAGAAUUCUGAUAGACUUUUUUUUUCAGGAGUAAACAUGUGACCAAUAAAACUCGACAGAAAGAGAGGAAGGCAAAGAGAGAGGGGGGACUACAGGGAAACAGAGACACACUAUACGAGGCAAUCAGAGAGAGAGAGGGGUGGGGGGGGGGGCUAUUAGCUAACAGAGACACACAAAACGAAACAAAGGCGAGAUGGAAAGGGGAAAGAUAGAGAAAUAUGAAGAAUUGAUGAAAACAAUGGAGUGAAAGAGACAUAAAGGAAGG
Molecule: messenger RNA, 5132 nt
Organism: Lytechinus pictus (painted urchin)
Lineage: Eukaryota; Metazoa; Echinodermata; Echinoidea; Temnopleuroida; Toxopneustidae
Exons: 2
Coding region: 335-2146 (603 amino acids)
Molecular function (GO): zinc ion binding
Source: RefSeq, a predicted model, not a curated record